AUGAAUGGUAGUCCGAGUCUUCAACACCAACAUGAGGUAAAUGGUAUUUACUCGCGAGAUGAGGUCGCACUUCACAACCUGGCUGGUAACCUUUGGGUUGUCAUCGAUCAGGAUGUAUAUGACCUGUCCAGCUUUAAGGAUGAACAUCCUGGCGGAGCGAAGAUACUUCUGGGGGUGGCAGGGAAGGAUGCAUCCAAAAAGUUUCACAAAUAUCAUCGAAUAGCUGUUCUAAACAGGUACAAAGAAAGACUCCAGGUGGGAACCUUGGAUUCUACUUUAGGGGCUUCCAGGACUAAGGGCCGUUCUCUCAAGUUGUUAUUUCAAACCAAAAAAACCCAAUCACCAACAUCUAGCGCGGGCGUAUCUAGAGACACUCGCACGUAG
Penicillium lagena is the source of this 384-nucleotide messenger RNA. Its product is annotated as cytochrome b5-like heme/steroid binding domain-containing protein. Gene Ontology annotation, molecular function: heme binding. The record is from RefSeq and is a predicted model, not a curated record. The coding region runs from base 1 to 384 and encodes 127 amino acids. The transcript is spliced from 2 exons. Gene Ontology annotation, biological process: sterol biosynthetic process. NCBI's taxonomy places the organism in Eukaryota, Fungi, Ascomycota, Eurotiomycetes, Eurotiales, Aspergillaceae. Gene Ontology annotation, cellular component: intracellular membrane-bounded organelle; endoplasmic reticulum membrane.